This is a messenger RNA of Stegastes partitus (bicolor damselfish), 1170 nucleotides long. Its product is annotated as collectin-10-like. The transcript has 7 exons. Lineage: Eukaryota; Metazoa; Chordata; Actinopteri; Pomacentridae. The record is from RefSeq and is a predicted model, not a curated record. Gene Ontology annotation, biological process: ossification. Bases 89 to 952 code for a protein of 287 amino acids. Gene Ontology annotation, molecular function: growth factor activity.
GUGUUUGCUCAUUAACGCAGCACCGAUUCCUGCCUUCUGCUCAAGCAAAAAGUUUGGAUCUCAUUCGUCGGCCUGCGAUGUUCUGGAGAUGCUGCGUUUAUUGAUGUUCUGUGCGUUUGUGACCGUCUUCGGCUGCAUCUCUGCGUCUCCAGAAGUCUGCACCAACACCCUCCUGCCUGGAGCUAAAGGAGACCAAGGUGAGAUCGGAGAUGAGGGAGAUCUGGGGAAACUGGGGAAGAAUGGACCGCCAGGACUUCCAGGAGUUCAAGGAGAAUCAGGGCUUAAAGGGGAAGUUGGCCACACAGGGAAGAUGGGGCCUUCUGGAGACAAAGGUGACAAAGGCGAUAAAGGUGUGGAUGGACCCUCUGGUUUAAAAGGGAAACCAGGCGCAACGUGUGACUGCGGCAGGUACAGGAAGGUGGUUGGACAGCUGGAUGUCAAUGUGGGCAAGCUGAGGGACGCUGUCAAGUUUGUGAAGAACGUCGUGUUGGGCCUGAGGGAGACGGAAGAGAGAUAUUAUCUCCUGGUGAAGGAGCCCAAGAGGUUCAGAGAGGCUUCAAUGAACUGCAAGCUGAGAGGAGGAACACUGGCCAUGCCCAAAACCAGCAACACCAACCGUCUCAUGGCAGAAUAUGUCAGUCAGACAGGACUGACGGGAGUUUACAUCGGAGUACAGGCUCAAAGCAAGGACACGGAUGGAACAGCUGCUUAUGUUUAUGCAGACUCCAGCCCUCUGCAGGGGUUUGCAGCUUGGAGUAAAGACGAGGAGCUACACACCAGAUCGUCUCCAGCCACCAACUCCAGCUGUGUGGAGCUGCUCAGCACUGGAACGUGGGGUCACGUGGAGUGUGAAGCCUCAAUGUUUUUCGUCUGCGAGUUUCCAAAGAGCAGAAGAAGAGGAGGAGGAGGAGGAGGAGGAGGAAGAGGGACAUCUACAUCGGCCUCAUCGUGAACAUGAGUUAAAAAGACAUAAUGCAUGGCCAUACAAUAUACAGUUGACUGUAUUUACGCAGGAUGUGUGUGUGUGGGAGGGCUAUUUACAGUAUGUAUUGUACUGAUAGUGAAUGUGAAAGAUUUGAAGUACCUUAAACUUACAAAAGAAACUGCCUGUGAAAUAUUUCAUUAAAUCAAUAAGAUAUUAAUCCUUAAAAUAAAAGUGACUUCAUCAGA